AUGACUUUUGUUAUUCUUUUAGCUGCCGACUGUUUGUACAAGAAGAAGAGAAUAAAAUUGGGUGAAGUUAUUGAGAAUAGUUGCAAGAAUUAUUGCGAAUGUCAAAAAAGCGGCAUCUCUUGUCGUCCGGUAUGUCCUCUGACCGUCAAAAAACCACGCGAAAAUUGCUUAACUACUUACCUGCCAAUCGACUGCUGUCUUUCUUGGAUAUGCCAACCAGAGAGACGUGAGUUCAGCGCGGUUUCAACAUCAGCGUGUUUUGAGCUGGAGGGCCCUUGUCAGUUGCCUCACCGGAAAUUCGCCGACGACGUCAUAGAAGUGAUUCGAACUCGAGCAGAGGAAGGAAGCAGUCGUGUCUGCGGCGGCACAACGACCGGAUGUGCCACUGUCCACGUGCAGGUCACGUGCGCCAAUACACCCGGAAACGCCACGAACGGUGCCAAACACAGACCCAACGUCCGAGUCUGCAUUAAAUGGAGAGUCAGGCGAAAGCUUUCCCGUGCGUUUGACAUUAUUGCCAAAGAACUGAAGAUGUUUGUCAAUAAUAUAUACAGGCAGUUUGUCGCCAAAGACUUCAGGAUACUUAUACAGGGAAUACGAUACGGACCAAUCCAGAACUGGCACUUAUCAUCUUUGAUUGAAGAAUGCGAUGAAGGUUUUAAUAAACAUGAUUCCGAUUGUGGUAGGUAA
Acanthosepion pharaonis is the source of this 690-nucleotide messenger RNA. The record is from the annotation of a GenBank genome assembly. Lineage: Eukaryota; Metazoa; Mollusca; Cephalopoda; Sepiida; Sepiidae.